CGAUGUUGAUGCCGAUGCCAAUGGCAAGCCGGCAACGAGCCAAGUGAUAACCAAAGAAAAAAGCCGUUGUAUUGACUGCUAUCGCUGCUGCGGUCGCUGUCGGUGCUGACGCCGGGGCCGGCCUCUCCGGUCGCUGCUGUGCUGCUGCUGCUGUUGCUGUUUCUUCUUUUUGUCUUUUCUGUGGCAGCUUCGACCGGCAGCGUUCAGUUAAUUUUUGGACACACUCCGAGGCGGUUGUGCAGGCGGACAAUACAUGGUAGAAACGGUACUCAACGCCCAGUGCAUACAAAGUGAUCUUCUGUGUGUGUGAAAGUGAGGCCGCGACGCAAAGCAGGAAACGGGCCGCUAACCAGCAAGUGUUUUCGAUCAAAAAUAAAAGAAAAGAAAAUAAAUAACCAAAAGGCCAGUGACAAAGGGUGAAACUCGAGAGUAAAAGUUGCUACAGGGAAAAGCCUUAGUAGCGGACAAGUGCUCCCUCCAUUGGGUUCUCAGAAAGUGCAAAAGACUCUGGCAACGAACUCGCGGCUAACUCUGCGGCUGCCGCGCCGUACCAACGCACCAUCGCACCAGCCAAACAAGGCUUAAGAUUAAUUAAGGCCAACACAGUCUGCAUCGAACAUAGCGUGGGCCAUCGUCUCUACUUUAUUGCCUUGUCGGCCAUAAUUGGAUUAAUUUGCAGCCUUUAGCCGUUGCGUGCGAAAAGUAUUCGGUGACCAAAACAAAAAGGCAACAGCCAAACGCAUUUAAAGAAGUCAUUAACAAGUCGAACAACGGCCAACGGCCAAGUGGCAACGUGCAACGUCAACGAAAUGAUCUUAAGAAUACUUCUGCUCUCCCUUCUGGCCGCCGCGCAGGCGCAGUAUCAUCAGUUUGGCGAACAACUGCAGACGGCCCACGGAUCGGAGUGCGCCCUGUUGCUGGCCGGACCUGGUCGCUCCUCCGUCUACGACUACAAUGUGAAUCUAUUCCGCGGCACUCUGAACCCCUACAACAAUGGACCCGGCACUUGCAUCACCUACGAUGCCAUCAAUGCCGCCUACUUGGAUGCACGGAAGCGUAUACAUGUGGCACAACCCAAGUCGGACUGGAAGCCGGAGGAGCUGGCAACCGUGGGCGAGCUGCUGCUCGACAUUUCCAUCCAGUUGGCCCGCACCUAUGGCCUGUCCUAUGAGGAGAUUGAGAAGGGUCUGCCCACGAUUGACACUUCAAAGACGAUGAUUCGGGAGGUGUGUCCGCCCUUCUUUGCGGGCGUCGAGUGCCGACCAGGAAAAUACCGCCGCUUCGAUGGGCUGUGCAACAACAUCGAGCAUCCCACAUGGGGAGCGGCGAAUGCUCCCUUCCAGCGACUGAUCGGUCCCCUCUAUGCGGAUGGUAUCAACGCCCCACGGAUAUCGGUUACCGGCCGGGACUUGCCCUUCUCGCGGGUCGUCUCACGCACCAUGCACCCCGACGAUGGCUAUCACGAUCACGCGGGCACUGUAAUGGUCAUUGCCUGGGGUCAGUUCAUGGAUCACGAUUUCACGCUCACAGGAACUCCGCUGGAUCCCAUCAACCGCAACGAUCCGGAGGAGUGUUGCAAGCGUCCGCUACAUCUGAAGCACCCCUACUGCAACGAGAUCCGCGUGCCAGAUGAUGACUACUUCUAUCGUCUCUUUAAUGUCAAGUGCAUCGAUUUCGUGCGCGGCUUCCCAUCGCCCCGACCCGGCUGCCGACUGGGCUCGCGCCAACAGUUCAACACUCUAACCGGCGUCAUCGAUGCCAAUACUGUGUACGGAGUGAAGGAAGCAUUUGCCCGCAAACUUCGCACUGGCUACGGUGGACUGAUGCGCAUGAAUCCCGUGUUCCAGGAGUACGGCCUGAAGGACCUGCUGCCCCUAAAGCUGGAUAUACCCGACGAGGGCUGCACGCGACCCAACAAGAGCAUGUACUGCUUCGAGGGCGGCGAGAUUCGAGUGAAUGAACAGCUGGUCCUGACCUGCAUGCACACGCUGAUGGCACGAGAGCACAAUCGCCUGGCCUCAGGGAUGGCGCAAAUCAACAAACACUGGGACGACGAGACCCUGUUCCAGGAGGCACGACGCAUCAACAUUGCCAUUGUCCAGCACGUGACAUACAACGAGUUUCUGCCCAUUCUUUUGGGCAAGGAGGUGAUGGAGAAGUUCGGCCUGGUGCUGCAGAAAGACGGCUACUGGGAUGGCUAUGAUUCGGCAGUGAAUCCGGGCAUAAUUGAUUCCUUUGCUGGUGCCGCCUUCCGCUUCGGCCACUCCCUGCUGCCCACCGCCGUGGAGCGCUGGUCGAAGGCCCACAAGUUCAUUGCCUCGAAACGUUUGUCGGACCUGAUCCGUCGCCCCUACGAUCUGUACCGGGCUGGUGUUCUCGAUGAGUACUUCAUGGGUCUGAUGAACCAAGUGGCCCAGGCCAUGGACGACUCCAUCACCCAGGAGGUGACCAACCAUCUGUUCAAGAAGGAGGGUGCCCGCUUCGGCAUGGAUCUGGUUUCGUUCAACAUGCAGCGCGGUCGAGAGUUCGGUAUUCCCGGCUACAUGGAGUUCCGCAAGUUCUGCGGUCUGCCCACCUCCAACACCUGGGAUGAGAUGUACGGCUCGAUGCCCAAUGAGACUGUUUUGCGUUAUGGCAGCAUAUUCGAGCACCCUUCUGACAUUGAUCUGUGGUCUGGCGGAGUUUCGGAGAAGUCGCUGCCUGGCUCUAUGCUGGGACCGACCUUUGCCUGUGUCAUUGCCACCCAGAUGAGUUACCUGCGCCGCGGCGAUCGCUUCUGGUACGAACUGCCCAACCAGCCCUCUUCCUUCACCCCCGAACAGCUGCAGGAGAUACGCAAGGCGAAGCUCUCCCGCUUGAUUUGCGACAACACUGACUUGAUAGAUACCGUACAAAUCUAUCCCAUGGUACUGCCGGAUCACGAAAUUAACCCCCGAGUGCCCUGCAAGAGCGGCAUUAUACCAUCGAUUGACCUUUCGAAAUGGGCCGACUUUGGCCAUCACGGCGUGGAUCCCUCUCUCUAUAAUUACAUUAAUGAAAUACCCGAUACGCUACUCAACUUUAGGAAGUAAAUGCCAUUUGUGUUGGUUAAGGCUUGUUUAACAAUCUGGAUUCAAUUUUUGGCCUCCAUACACUGUCCAUUCUCCUCUGCAGUUCUGUACUUCUGCAAAUCUCCUCUUUUCUACUACUGCUUAGUCUCUUUACUAGUCUGUGCUCACCACCAUUCGCCUCUCCAUACAGCAUUUCUAUAGCCAGUCAGUAGUUUGACACUGCCAUUUUCUUCAGUUCAGAGUUCUUUCUUUCUUCAUACAUAUUUUUGUAUAUAUUAUUAUUAAAUAGCAGAAAUAGAGCGAUUAAGUUAAAUGAUAUUGAAGACCGGAAAACCGAACAAGAAACCUUUAAUAAUUAUAAAAUUUAUUUUGAUGUAAGAUUUUGUAUAUGCAACUAUUUUUUAAAUAA
Molecule: messenger RNA, 3459 nt
Organism: Drosophila pseudoobscura
Lineage: Eukaryota; Metazoa; Arthropoda; Insecta; Diptera; Drosophilidae
Gene: cysu
Product: Curly Su
Exons: 10
Coding region: 810-3071 (753 amino acids)
Biological process (GO): response to oxidative stress
Molecular function (GO): peroxidase activity; heme binding
Source: RefSeq, a predicted model, not a curated record